This is a messenger RNA of Rubroshorea leprosula, 3123 nucleotides long. The record is from the annotation of a GenBank genome assembly. Lineage: Eukaryota; Viridiplantae; Streptophyta; Magnoliopsida; Malvales; Dipterocarpaceae.
AUUUCCUGUGUUUUCAAGACUGUUUCUAACUGAUUCCCAAUAUCGAAGAAAAUCCAUCCCUUUGGGUUUAUGUGAAGUCCAAGUAAGGCCUGGAGUUCGCGUGCGAGAGUUUUACCAGGAUUCCGGAUUCCUCUGUUUUUCCCCCAUCCAUUCAAGCCUCGUUUCCAGUUCAAAUCCCUGAAUUUGGAACCGUUUUUUGAAGAAAUUGGGGGAGUUUUGUUCUGCUUUUCGCCACCACAGCAGUGCCAAAUCGAGACCCCUGCUAUUGCCUUUUCAAAGUAAUAGGAUGUUCUUCUGUGGUUCCAAUCUUGGAUGAUUAGAUUUUUAAAGGUUGCAAGUGGCAAAAAUUGUGGUGAAGUGAGAGAUGGACAUUGCUGGUCUUUUAACUUCUGCUGGAAUUAAUAUAGCAAUAUGUGUGGUGCUCUUUUCCUUGUAUUCUAUACUGAGAAAGCAACCAAGCAACAUGAUUGUGUACUUUGGGAGGAACGCUGCAAGAACAACUGCAGGUCAUUCUUUCAGCUUUGACAGAUUUGUGCCAAGCCCUAGCUGGAUUUUGGAGGCCUGGAAGGCAACUGAUGAAGACCUAUUACGAAUUGGUGGUGUCGAUGCUGUAGCUUUCAUGAGGAUAAUCAUUUUUAGUGAAUUACUAUGGAGAAGCAAAGCAUCAAAAGCACAUCCACACUGAAUCACUAGAAGUAUUUACAAUUGCAAAUAUAAAAGAAGGUUCACAAUGGCUCUGGGCUCAUUGUCUUGCAUUGUAUGUCAUAACUUGCGCAGCUUGCAUUCUGCUUUACGUUGAGUAUAAAAGCAUCACAAAAAUGAGGUUAGAACACAUUAAGGGGUCUCCUCCUAAUCCAAGUCAUUUCACAGUUCUUGUCCGUGGUAUCCCGUCAUCUGAAACAGAAUCAUACAGUGAGACAGUGAAAAAGUUCUUUACAGAUUAUUAUGCAUCAAGCUACUUGUCACACCAAAUAGUAUACCGGGCUAGUAAAGUUCAGAGGCUGAUGAGUGAGGUAGAGAAUAUGUGCAAGAGGUUUAAAACUGUUGCUGUUGAGAGAGAGACAAUACGAUGUAGAGAAAGUUCAAUGCCAUGCUUUUUUUGUGGAGGGACUAGACAAUCCUUUACGACGCUUAAAGAAACAGAAAAUGGUAACAGUACCACCAACCUUGCCGCACUGGGACUGGUUCAGCGUGAAAAAUUAAAUCGUGAAGAGUGUCCAGCUGCUUUUGUUUUUUUCAAGACUCGUUUCGCUGCUGUCAUUGCUGCACAAGUUCUUCAAUCAUCAAACCCCAUGUUAUGGGUGACUGAACUAGCGCCUGAGCCACAUGAUGUUUAUUGGUCUAAUCUCUGCAUAUCAUACAGGCAACUUUGGCUUCGUAAAAUAGCAAUUCUUCUGGCUUCCAUAGCCUUCAUGUUUGUGUUCCUCAUUCCAGUAACAUUUGUACAAAGCUUGACUCAACUAGAAAAGUUAUCUCGAACACUUCCAUUUCUCAGAGGAAUUCUAAAACAGAAGUUUAUGAAUCAGGUGGUAACGGGUUACUUACCAAGUGUGAUUCUGAUAUUAUUUUUGUACACUGUUCCGCCAACAAUGAUGCUAUUUUCAAAACUGGAGGGAUCCACCUCACAAAGUGGGAGGAAAUAUAGUGCAUGCAUCAAAGUUGUGUACUUCACAAUUUGGAAUGUUUUCUUUGUUAAUGUUCUUUCUGGGUCUUUUAUCAGCCAAGUGAGUGUGUUUACAAGUGUAAGAGAUAUCCCUACACAACUAGCCAAAGCAGUGCCAGCUCAGGUUACAUUCUUCAUGACUUAUGUUUUAUCAUCGGGGUGGGCGAGCUUGGCAUGUGAAGUCAUUCAGCUUUUCGCACUUCUCUGCAAUAUCAUAAAAAAAUUCAAACCCAGAAUGAAGGAUGAUUCAACCAAUGCUGUUUUUUCCUUUCCAUACCAUACUGAAAUUCCAAGACUUCUUCUGUUUGGGCUCCUUGGCUUUACUUGUGCUGUCAUGGCACCCUUGAUCUUACCCUUUUUGCUGGUUUACUAUUUCCUUGCUUAUCUUGUCUACCGGAAUCAGAUGCUCAAUGUCUAUGUGUCAAAAUAUCAAACUGCGGGACGGUUUUGGCCUAUUGUUCACAACACAACAAUCUUUUCAUUGGUGUUGACGCAAAUCAUAGCCCUUGGGGUUUUUGGAAUAAAACAAUCACCUGUUGCAUCUGGUUUCACCAUUCCGUUGAUUAUUCUGACUUUGCUGUUCAAUGAGUAUUGUAGGCAGCGGUUUUCCCCCAUUUUUAAGCGAAGUACUGCACAGGAUCUAAUAGAUUUGGAUCGAAAACACGACCAAUCUCAACAGUUGGAAGAAAUAUAUCAACGUCUCCACUCUGAUUAUUGCCAGUUUCCAUCUAAAUUUGAUAACAUGCCUGAAGCUGGACAUAGCGAUCAUCAUGGAGAUCAGGAGAGCAUCAUAGAUCCAGAGUCUGUGAAUUCAGGAAAUAAAUCACCGGCUCUUAAUCACAAUUUGGAGAGAGAAGGAAGUGGAGGCAAGGAAAUUAAUGAACCAUAAUAGGUUUAGAUGUCGCAUUAAGACCAUACUCGUGGCAAUGGUGCUUGUUGCCACCAAGAGACUGGGAAUCCCAAAACUAAUGCAUAUUCUGCCCCAGCAUGAGGGACCAGGAUACUAGAAGCAGGAAUUUUGCCGUCCCAGAAGUUGGUAAUUCUUUUGUUCAUUAUACUUAGUAGGGGUGAGGAAAGACACUUUGAUACUGAUAUUCCAUAUAUACAGAGUUUCAAUUCAGGAUUCCUUCCUGUAAAUUGACCUUGUUAGUGUAUGCGUAUCAAGGGUAAAAGAAAAACCCGUUGUGGAAUACUGAUAGGCCGGGUCAGGAUAUGUGCUCUUCGGCCUUAUCGCUUCUUGGAUCUCAAUCCACAGAACUCUGUUUAGAGGGGGCUUUCCAUCCAUUUUUUCACUUCUGAUUAUGGGUUUAGGGUCUAAUGGCCUUUAUUCUCUUGCAAUAAAAAGGCCUGAAAAUAUCAGGUUGAAAUAGGUUUUUUAUCUUUUGGUUCAAACUAACUCCAAUUUGAUCUACUAGUGUUAGUUUGCAUAAGAACGGCUCAAAUUAACUUCGUUAAUUGAU